Molecule: messenger RNA, 905 nt
Organism: Patiria miniata (bat star)
Lineage: Eukaryota; Metazoa; Echinodermata; Asteroidea; Valvatida; Asterinidae
Product: ubiquitin-conjugating enzyme E2 H
Exons: 7
Coding region: 116-661 (181 amino acids)
Biological process (GO): ubiquitin-dependent protein catabolic process; protein polyubiquitination
Cellular component (GO): nucleus
Molecular function (GO): ubiquitin conjugating enzyme activity
Source: RefSeq, a predicted model, not a curated record
AACUUCGGUUUACGUUUUGUGAUGUGUAUAUCGCGCAAGAUCCUAGGGUGUAUCUUUUCUGCACAGGAACAGCUGUUUUUCGACGAAAAAAUUCACCUGAUUUUAGCCCUUCAAAAUGUCGUCACCGCCGCCGAAUAAACGACGGAUGGACACGGACGUAGUCAAGCUAAUCGAAAGCAAACAUGAAGUAACGAUAUUGAAGGGAAUCAACGAGCUGAUGGUCAAAUUUCACGGGCCAAAAGGAACUCCCUAUGAUGGCGGUGUGUGGAAAGUACGAGUUGAUGUACCUGACAAAUAUCCAUACAAAUCUCCUUCAAUCGGUUUUCUGAACAAAAUCUACCAUCCAAACAUAGAUGAAGCCUCAGGAACAGUUUGUCUAGAUGUCAUCAAUCAAACAUGGACGCCGUUAUUUGAUUUAUCCAACAUUUUUGAGUCAUUCCUUCCCCAACUAUUGGCCUACCCCAACCCCAACGACCCCCUCAACGGUGACGCUGCCGCCAUGUACCUGCACAAACCAGAGGAGUACAAGAAAAAAAUCAGGGAAUUCGUUCAGAAAUACGCAACAGAGGAAGCGCUACGAGAACAAGACGCCCAGUCAUCAUCCAGUGAAAGCUCCAUGAGUGACUUCUCAGAGGACGAAACACAAGACAUGGAGCUAUAGCAUGCACUGUACACCCGGUAUUUUUUUAUGUUUUUAAACAUAGUUGUAUUUAUGUGGGAGCAUUUUUUAUACUGUACGGAGGAAGGGUAGGCUCUUUUCAAUGUAUUUUGUGUUCAGACGGGCAUUCAGACGAAUCGUCUAUAGAUACGAGUCCCCCCGCUGCCCCCAGAUUUGAAUAACUUAUUUAUUUGAUGUCGUACGCUCUCCCGUCCACUGAAAACAGAAGAUUUGUUUUGCAAUUUAA